AUUAUAGGUGGCAGUGUGCACUCUUCAGUGGAUGUGCAAGUCUCCAGGCAACACAGAGUAGAAGAAGAAGAACAAGAUGGCGGAACGAGGCUACAGUUUCUCCCUCACCACAUUUAGCCCCUCGGGUAAACUGGUCCAGAUUGAGUAUGCCCUGGCAGCCGUAGCAGCCGGAGCUCCCUCAGUGGGCAUCAAAGCUUCCAAUGGAGUUGUCCUGGCAACAGAGAAGAAACAAAAGUCCAUUCUGUAUGAUGAGCAGAGUGUCCACAAAGUGGAGCCAAUCACUAAACACAUAGGCAUGGUCUACAGUGGAAUGGGUCCUGACUACAGGGUUUUGGUGCGACGAGCCCGGAAGUUGGCACAACAGUACUUCCUGGUUUACCAGGAGCCCAUCCCCACAGGCCAGCUCGUCCAGAGAGUGGCCUCUGUAAUGCAGGAGUACACACAGUCCGGUGGGGUGCGUCCGUUUGGUGUUUCAUUGCUGAUUGCCGGAUGGGAUGAAGGCCAACCCUACCUGUUCCAGUCAGACCCCUCUGGUGCAUAUUUUGCAUGGAAAGCCACAGCCAUGGGCAAGAACUACGUUAAUGGAAAAACAUUCCUGGAAAAAAGGUAUAACAACGAUCUGGAGUUGGAGGAUGCCAUCCACACAGCCAUCUUGACAUUGAAGGAGAGUUUUGAGGGUCAGAUGACAGAGGAGAACAUUGAGGUGGGGAUCUGCAACGAGGCCGGCUUCAGAAGACUCACCCCAGCGGAGGUGAAAGACUACCUGGCAGCCAUUGCGUGAACACACCCUCCCUGGUGAUGGGGCUCUCUGGACACAUUUCAUGACAUAAAAGCACAGUAGCCAACUGUCUCAUGACACAUUAUUUUAAACCACAGGUAGUCACAUAGUUUGUCCAUGUUGAGAUAUGACCAAACUGUUUCUGUCCUGAAAAUACAUCAGAACAAAUGCUAAAACCUCACUAUAUUCCAAACUAUAAAUGUGAGUUGGCAGAAUUAGACAGCCUCUUUAGUAUUAUGCCCAGACCCUCUUUACUUUGUGAUGGCACUUGUGUGUGCAGCUUAUGUGGCUUUUCACAACUGCAUAGACUGAACAUCAGGGACUGUGAGAUGGCAAACUAAUGUUAUCACAUAACUAUUUGGCCUCGUUAUAAAAUGGAUAUCCUGGUACUGUGAAAUGUGACAGUUGGCUGCUGUGUAUAUGAAAAGGAAUGUGGGCUCUGAUGCGUGAAAUCUCAAGUUUUCCAUUGAAUUCUUACAUUUUCUUAUUUGUCAUUACCGUUUAAAAGGCAAUUCUAUCGGUUUUCAAAUCAAGCAAUGUUUCUGUAUCAUUACUCGGAAUGUAAAUGCUUGUAACCAUUGUGCAAAAUGGCCCUCUAGUCUAGGUGAACAAAAAGGACAACAUUGAAAAUGGUAAUGAGGCUAAUGUUUAUAAAAGACUUGGUAUUUACUCAUUUUGAACAUUGACAGUUUUCCUUUUAUUCACCGGACUGCACCUAAUUAGUAUCCCUGAAAUACAAUAAACGAGGAUCGGCUUAGGAGGAAGGAUGCAAUGGAAAGUGUUGAGAUUUUACACUUAGGAUCUGGUUGCCUGUACAGCCGUUUUACAAAAAGCUCUUUUUUUCAGGCUAGAAACAAUUCUAGAGUUUGUAUUUUUUCUUCUGGUAUCUGUCACUUAUUCAAAUAAAAGACGAUGAGUUAAUGUUGA
Molecule: messenger RNA, 1705 nt
Organism: Trematomus bernacchii (emerald rockcod)
Lineage: Eukaryota; Metazoa; Chordata; Actinopteri; Perciformes; Nototheniidae
Gene: psma2
Product: proteasome 20S subunit alpha 2
Exons: 8
Coding region: 77-781 (234 amino acids)
Biological process (GO): ubiquitin-dependent protein catabolic process
Cellular component (GO): proteasome core complex, alpha-subunit complex; proteasome core complex
Source: RefSeq, a predicted model, not a curated record